This is a messenger RNA of Beta vulgaris subsp. vulgaris (sugar beet), 2728 nucleotides long. Its product is annotated as formin-like protein 20. Bases 310 to 2400 code for a protein of 696 amino acids. The record is from RefSeq and is a predicted model, not a curated record. The transcript has a single exon. NCBI's taxonomy places the organism in Eukaryota, Viridiplantae, Streptophyta, Magnoliopsida, Caryophyllales, Amaranthaceae.
CCACAUUUCACAACACAGCAGCCGUUACCACUUAUCAUCAUUCAUCAUACUAUUACUACUAUUAUAUAAAGCCAACAUUAGUCUUUUUCAUCAUUUCCAGGUUACUCUAUAUUGUUCACAAGCAAGCACAAUCUAUUUAAGUCUUUCUUCAGAAAACUAAAAUCUCACCCAACAUAAAAGUUGCACAAACCAAAAGCUAAAGGCAGCUCAAAAAAGAAAAGUUGCACCAACCUAAAAGGCGCCACUUGCUUGAUCUUGAAAAGCAAAGCAAAGCAAAGCAAACUCACUUUUCUUUUCCAUACUACAUACAUGGAGCUGAGGGAAGAGGACCCUCCUCCUUUUUGGCUACAGAGCAACACCGCACUCCGCCAGGCUGACCGCCAUCGACGGAGACGCCAUCAGGCGUCGAGCCUAUUUCUCAAUACCGGAGUAUUGGUAGUAGUAUUGCUGGUAGCAGCUGUUGUGUUUCUAGCCAUAGUUAUUCCUUCUGUCCUGUCUCUUGCUCGUUCAGUCUUCAAUCCAAGCUUAGUGAAGAGCAGUUGGAACUCAGUUAAUCUAGUACUUGUCAUUUUUGCAAUUGUUUGCGGGUUCAUAGGAAAGAAGGAUGAUGAUCAAACACCAGUAAGCAGUCCUAUGAGAAGAGAAGCUGCUGGUAAAUCUGCAGAGUCAAGUCCGCGACAUUGGUAUGAUCAUCAAGAUAGUAUGAGGAGGUUAAGAAGAAAUAGCAGCUCAUACCCAGAUCUCCGGCAAGAGGGGCAGUGGGUGAUGAGUGAAAAUCGAUGGCGGUCUUAUGAUGAUACCCAUGUAUAUAGAUAUAAUCGUCAGGUUUCGAGAUCAGAGAGUGGUAUUAGUCGAACUAGAUCUUUCGGAAUGGUGAAUGAAGAUUAUGAGUUUGAUGUUAAAAACAUUGAGGUUGAUACUUUUGUAAAUGGAGCAAAAGUUGUUACACCUCCAUCAACUACACCAUCACCACCGCCAUUGCCACCACCAGCAGCUGUUCGAAAGGGUGAUCAUGUCAGAGCCAGAGAAGUGGUUCGUGAGGACCAGUAUGUCACCAAAACAGUUGAGAUGGAUACUUCUGCCAGAAAACAACCAAAAGUUUUCAAGUCUGAACCAAAACCACCAUCCUAUGUCCAUCAACCAAAUCCACCAUUACAACCAGCAUACUUGAAGCAACCGUUGUCACCACCAUCACCAUUAUCACCAACCACGUAUUUCUGGCCACCACCAUCACCACCGCCACCACCGCCGCCUCCACCACCGCCGCGAGCCCAUCAAUCAAUGUCAGCUGGAAAGAAGCAUGAAAAUAAGUGGGAUCACCCAACAACAAAGGAAUACAGAUCAAAUGUUGAAAUUCAGCCGCAACCGGUGUCACCACCAUCACCAUUGUCACCAACCAAUUACUUCUGGCCACCACCAUCACCACCCCCACCGCCACCCCCACCUCCACCAACCCAUCGAACAUAUCCAUCAACCUCGAAUAAAAAGAAGCAUGAAAAUAUGAGACACAGCCCAGCACAAAGGGAAACUAGAUCAAAGGUUCCGUUUCAAAUUCCACCACCGCCGCCGCCGCCGCCGCCACCUCCACGGACACCGCCUCAUUCACAACCAAUAGUGGGACGCAAUUCAGGAGACACAAGAUCAGAUAAAAAGAGAGGAAUAAUGAUUAGAACUCUUAGCCGUCUUCCAAGAAGGAAAAGGAAGCAAUCAAGGAGAAGCUAUGAGAACUUAACAGAAAUCAUCCAACCUCCAAACACAUCAAUUCACCGUUCAAAGUCCACACCAGAAUUUCCACCAUCCUCUCCUCCACCACCACCACCACCACCUCCUCCUCCGCCACCACCACCUUCUUCCAUGUUCCAUAACAUGUUCUCCAAAAAAGGAAAGAGUAAAAAGAAAAUCCAUUCCUUUUCCACUUCAGCCCCUCCACCUCCACCACCCCCUGCUAGACCACCACCCCCUAAGAGUAACAUCCCUCCAAGAGCUACCAGAAGAGCGGUCCCACCUUCUAAAGCUGACAGCUUUAGCAGCAUAGAUGAAAACAUUGGUAAUGGCAGUGAGUCGCCACUGAUCCCAAUACCGCCACCACCACCUCCACCAUCAUUUAAGAUGUCACCAUGGAAGUUUGUCAUUCAAGGGGAUUAUGCAAAGAUAGAGAGCAACAAUAACAGUCCGCGCAGUGGUUAUUCAGCAUCAGAAGAUGAAGACAAUUCACCAAGCAAUCUGAAAACUAGCAAGCAGUCGUCAUCCUUGUUUUGUCCAAGUCCAGAUGUAGAUACUAAAGCUGAUGAUUUUAUUGCCAGAUUCAGAGCCAAACUAACUCUUGAAAAGAUGAAUUCAAUCAAGCGAAAUCAGGGAACUAGUCCUUCACCACUGGGAUCAGAUUCAACCAAAUCCUGAGUAUCCAGAUUAAAAAAAAAAAGGCCUUUUUUCAUUUUUUUAUUAUUUUCUUCUUUAAAUUAUACCUUAUAUAUUCUUCAGAAUGAGUUUCUUUUUUUUAUUGGGUGAUACAAGAAGUGUAGAUGUUGUCGAUACUAUAAUGCCCAGCAUACCUGUAGGUGGAAUGUACACAUAGAUAUUGAACGGUUUUUUUUGUCCUGAUUUUCCCCCAUAGCUAGUGGUAUGAGUUUUGUUUUGUUUCCAGAAUAUCUGCUUUUACUCUAAUAAUGGAUAUGGAUUUUCAUUAUUUUUUAUGUUUAUGCAUCAGAUAAGGAUAUUUUUAUUUGUA